UAACUUCCUGUUUUACGUCAUUGGCCGCUAACAAGUCGUGAAGUCUUAUUUGACCUGCCAAAGCUAAAGCUCUGCUGUGAAACAUGGCAAAACUUAGCAAAGAGACAAAACAGCGUCUGCAGCAGGUGUUCCAGUGCGGACAGUUUGUCAUUCGAUGGGGCUUUAUCCCCACGGUUCUCUACUUGGGUUUCAAACGAGGGGCGGAUCCAGGAAUGCCAGAACCCACAGUCUUGAGUUUGUUGUGGGGUUAAGGAGGACCUUCGCCUGACCAAUCACCUUUUCUCAACAUUACCCUCCCCGUCGACCAUCAGCAGUUACCAAGGAAACAAACACCAUUUCAUCCCCACAAACUGCAGAGCCGGCACCCAUCUUACUGUCCAAGUAAACAUGUUGGCCAUCUUUCCACUCACUUACCUAUAUGUGUAUGGAAUAUAUAUGUAUGGAAUAUAUAUGUGCUGUUAAGGUCCCUAUACAUCCCCAGUAAUAUAUAUCAAUAUAUCCUGGACAAGUGAAGGCUGGCCAAUACAUCUAAUUUGGACUCUUGGAAUCACAUUGGAGUGAUUGUCAGGAGCAAAGACUAGUUGACCAGAGACUCCAGUGUAAUAGUGUAGCAGGUUAUGCUUCUGUGGAGAAAUUGUUAUAUGCAAUGGAUUCAUGUAUGUCUGAAUAAAGUACAGGGGAAUUAUUUUG
Osmerus eperlanus (European smelt) is the source of this 690-nucleotide messenger RNA. RefSeq names its product translocase of outer mitochondrial membrane 7 homolog (yeast) (gene tomm7). The coding region runs from base 84 to 251 and encodes 55 amino acids. Gene Ontology annotation, cellular component: mitochondrial outer membrane translocase complex. The record is from RefSeq and is a predicted model, not a curated record. The transcript has 3 exons. Lineage: Eukaryota; Metazoa; Chordata; Actinopteri; Osmeriformes; Osmeridae. Gene Ontology annotation, biological process: protein import into mitochondrial matrix.